Messenger RNA from Closterium sp. NIES-67, 646 nucleotides. NCBI's taxonomy places the organism in Eukaryota, Viridiplantae, Streptophyta, Zygnematophyceae, Desmidiales, Closteriaceae. The record is from the annotation of a GenBank genome assembly.
CAACGGCUAGUUUUUUGUCGACGUUGUUUCUUGUGAAGACGACUUUUCUGUCCAGAAUUUCGGAUUUAUAUUUUGAGUAAUUCUAGUUCCUAAGUUCACCUAGACUCCGUCCUUAAUUCUAACAAGUGGUAUCAGAGCGAUAUUAAGGACAUUGAGAGGAGUCUACAGAAGUGUGAAGACCCUUCUAGACCCACCAUGGCCUGUGGGUGUGCCUAAGUGGUGUUCUAAAUGUUGGAUGUGUCUUCUGCUAAGGGGAAACUCUGCCGAAAUUUCGUGGACGCCGAUACUUGUGAAAAUAUCGAGGGAGCUGAGUGUGGACAGCAAAGGGGAGCUGAAAUUCGUCAUUUCUCAAGGAGAAGAUGAAUGAAAGAGGAGGAGAUGCUAAUGGAAGAGGAGCUGUAGCUGAGAAGGCAAGUGAGCCGCCGCCAUCAAAAGUUGAAGCUUUGGAUGGCUCCAACUAUGAGGAAUGGAGCGGACGGAUGAGGAGUGCCUUCAAACGCUACAAGCUACUGAAGAUUGCUGUUGGGGAAGAGAAGAUGCCGGAAGAAGGCGAAGCACGUGAACGGGGACGAUGUGAAGCCGGUCCUUGACAAGAUCAAGGACACCUAUGCAAGGAUGGCAGCAGCGGGCAGCAGUGUAUCUCAGC